UCCCCCUGCUCCUCUCCCUUGAGCCCCGCCAGACCCCGCUCCGCCCGCGCCCCGCUCCACUGCCGAGGCUCCCGCAGCCCCGGCGUCGGCCCCGCUGCGCCCUCCCCGGGGGCUAUGGGGGCGCCCCCGGGCUACCGACCGUCCGCUUGGGUGCAUCUGCUUCACCAGCUGCCCCGCGCCGACUUCCAGCUCCGCCCGGUACCCAGCGGUUUCGCGCCCCAAGAGCAAGAAUACCAGCAGGCCCUGUUGCUGGUGGCGGCCUUGGCAGGCCUGGGCUUGGGCCUGAGCCUCAUUUUCAUUGCUGUCUACCUCAUCCGCUUCUGCUGCUGCCGGCCCCCAGAGCCCCCCGGGGCCAAAAGCCCUCCACCCGGGGGAGGCUGUGUCACCUGGAGCUGCAUCGCUGCCCUUCUCGUCGGCUGCGCCGGCAUUGGCAUCGGUUUCUAUGGCAACAGCGAGACCAGUGAUGGGGUGUCCCAGCUCAGCUCGGCACUGCUGCAUGCCAACCAUACGCUCAGCGCCAUAGACCACCUGGUGUCAGAGACAGUGGAGAGGCUGGGUGAGGCCGUGAGGACAGAGCUGACCACCCUGGAGGAAGUGCUGGCUCAGCGUACGGAGCUGGUGGCUGCCGCCCGCGGGGCUCGGCGGGAGGCAGAGGCCGUGGCCCGGCAGCUCCAGGAGCUGGCCUUCUGGAGGGGAGUGCCCUUGAGCCCUCUGCAAGUGGCUGAAGAUGUGUCCUUUGUGGAGGAGUACAGGUGGCUGGCCUAUGUUCUCCUGCUGCUCCUGGAGCUGCUUGUCUGUCUUUUCACCCUCCUGGGCCUGGCAAAGCAGAGCAAGUGGCUGGUGAUCGUGAUGACAGUGAUGAGUCUCCUGGUUCUUGUCUUGAGCUGGGGCUCCAUGGGGCUGGAGGCAGCUACAGCUGUGGGCCUCAGUGACUUCUGCUCCAGUCCUGACACCUACAUCCUGAACCUGACCCAGGAGGAAACUGGGCUCAGCUCAGACAUCCUGAGCUAUUACUUCCUCUGCCACCAGGCGGUCUCCAACCCCUUUCAGCAGAGGCUGACUCUGUCGCAGCGAGCUCUGGCCAACAUCCACUCCCAGCUGCAGGGCCUCGAGCGGGAAGCUGUCCCCCAGUUCCCUUCUGCGCAGAAGCCUCUACUGUCCCUGGAGGAGACGCUGAAUGUGACGGAAGGCAACUUCCACCAGCUGGUGGCGCUGCUGCACUGCCGCGGCCUGCACAAGGAUUACGGCGCUGCCCUGCGGGGCCUGUGUGAGGAUGCCCUGGAAGGCCUGCUCUUCCUGCUGCUCUUCUCCCUGCUGUCUGCGGGGGCCCUGGCCACUGCCCUCUGCAGCCUGCCUCGUGCCUGGGCUCUCUUCCCGCCCAGUGACGACUAUGAUGACACAGAUGAUGACGACCCUUUCAACCCUCAGGAAUCCAAGCGCUUCGUGCAGUGGCAGUCAUCUAUCUGAGCCCCUCUUCCCUGCCAGACUGGAGACUGGGCCCCCACCCCGUUCCUUCCCUGGCUGCCGGAGGAGACCCCACUAACCUAGCCUGAUGGUGCUCUCAGCAAGAACAGCACCUCUGGCCACGGACAGCCACAUGGGACUGCCUCCCUGCCCUGCCCCUUCUCCUACACGCCCUU
Messenger RNA from Lontra canadensis (Northern American river otter), 1640 nucleotides. It is a transcript of the gene TTYH1, whose product is annotated as tweety family member 1. The coding region runs from base 115 to 1467 and encodes 450 amino acids. NCBI's taxonomy places the organism in Eukaryota, Metazoa, Chordata, Mammalia, Carnivora, Mustelidae. Gene Ontology annotation, molecular function: intracellularly calcium-gated chloride channel activity; volume-sensitive chloride channel activity. The transcript has 14 exons. The record is from RefSeq and is a predicted model, not a curated record. Gene Ontology annotation, cellular component: smooth endoplasmic reticulum membrane; plasma membrane.